Molecule: messenger RNA, 1284 nt
Organism: Sebastes umbrosus (honeycomb rockfish)
Lineage: Eukaryota; Metazoa; Chordata; Actinopteri; Perciformes; Sebastidae
Gene: irgq2
Product: immunity-related GTPase family, q2
Exons: 2
Coding region: 119-1258 (379 amino acids)
Cellular component (GO): membrane
Molecular function (GO): GTP binding
Source: RefSeq, a predicted model, not a curated record
CCUUUAAAUAGAUCAACCUGACGCUGCUGGUGCUCCAGAGCUGCAGAAGAAUUUUACAUUUGACAUCUGAGAGCAAAUAUUUCAACCACAGGGCUGCUUCUCCUCCAGAUCUGCAGAGAUGGCUGAUGUUUUCAAAAGCCUGAACCUCCUUGAGACCCUCAAAGAGUCCAUGGAGCACAAUAAGUUAUCAGAUGUCAAGGAUGCAGUGGAAGAUCUCCUGAUCAGCAGGAUCAAUUUAGCGGUGAUAGGGGACCGUGGGGAUGAAAAAGCCACCUUCAUAAACUCCCUUCGUGGCCUCAGUUCUGGGGACGAUGGAGCCGCUCCGUCUCCGUCCACCGUUGCCCCGGAGGAAGUGGCGGGCUACCCAGACCCUAAACACCCCGACUUUCGCCUGUGGGAUCUGCCACCUGUCCCGUCCACCUCUCCAUUUGAACCCGAGGGAUACAUGGAUAGAGUUAAGUUUUCCCGCUACAAUGCUGUCUUCAUGACAUUCACACAGACGCCCCAACCAAACAGUGUGGUGGUGUUCCUUGAGGCCCGGUCACUGCAGCGACAAACCGUGUACUUCAUUCUCUUGGCUUCAGCAAAAGGCACAGAAAAAAGCCUGGAAGAAAAGAGGAAAGCCAGUUUGGAAGUGCUGACAUCACAGGGCGUGGCGCUGCCUAAAGUCUACCUGGUGAGACCCUCCACCCUGGAGAAGUUUGACUUCCCUGGCCUACUGGAGGACAUGGGAAGAGAUCUUCCAGAGAUCCGAGCCCAUGCCCUUCUCUUGGCUCUCCCGACGCUUACCUCCACCCUGGUCACUCAGAAAAAGGAGGCAUUCAAAGCGCUAGUAUGGGCCGCCGCAUCGCUAUCUGGCGGGGUGUCGGCUAUUCCUGUUCCCCUCGUGGCCUCCAUGGUGGACUCAAGUGUAGCAGUGCGGAUUCUAACCAAAGCACAUUUAUCUCUGUGCCUGGACGAUGAAUCGGUCGAGCGACUGGCCCGACAGCGAGGCAUGGAACCCGCAAGACUUAAAGGGCUGCGGACUUGCGUUCUGUCAGUGGAGGUCACCAAAGGUGAAGUGAAAAAGCGUCUGGCGGCGGCAGAAAAGGACUUGGCCACAGUUUCGUCAAAGCUGGUGGAGAUGGCGAUGCCCAGACACGCCCGUUCGGCCAGCCGCUCCUUCGCCGCCAUGCUACAAGCCUUAAACUGCGCCAUUGACGAAAUGGCGGCUGAUGCUGAGAAGAUAGCGGCUGCUGCUCUUGGGGAGGAAAAGUGAAGUCAAAUGUUUUUUUCUCUGUAAUG